Molecule: messenger RNA, 990 nt
Organism: Caenorhabditis elegans
Lineage: Eukaryota; Metazoa; Nematoda; Chromadorea; Rhabditida; Rhabditidae
Source: the annotation of a RefSeq genome assembly
AUGCCUCGAGGAUCUGCCCUUUCGGACACUGAACGCGCUCAGCUGGAUGUUAUGAAAUUGCUCAAUGUGUCCCUGCAUGAAAUGAGUAGGAAAAUUUCCCGUUCUCGACACUGUAUUCGCGAGUAUCUGAAGGAUCCGGUGAGCUACGGUACAUCUAAAAGAGCUCCUCGUCGCAAAGCUCUCUCCGUGCGUGACGAACGAAAUGUGAUUCGUGCUGCCUCCAACUCCUGUAAGACGGCAAGAGAUAUUCGCAAUGAGCUUCAAUUGUCUGCUUCAAAAAGGACCAUCCUCAAUGUCAUCAAACGAUCUGGUGUAAUCGUUCGUCAGAAACUUCGCCCUGCUCCGUUACUCUCUGCAGACCAUAAACUCAAGCGAUUGGAAUUUGCUAAGAACAAUAUGGGAACGAAUUGGAGUAAAGUUGUCUUCUCCGAUGAAAAGAAAUUCAAUCUCGAUGGGCCUGACGGUUGCCGCUACUAUUGGCGCGAUUUGCGCAAGGAACCAAUGGUUUUUUCGAGACGUAAUUUUGGAGGAGGAACGGUGAUGGUUUGGGGAGCGUUCACGGAGAAGAAGAAGCUUGAGAUACAGUUCGUCAGUAGCAAGAUGAACAGCACUGACUAUCAGAACGUCUUGGAACUGGAGCUCUCCAAAUAUCUUCGUCACUACUCCAGAAAAGACUUUAGAUUUCAGUAGGAUAAUGCGACAAUCCAUGUGAGCAACUCAACCCGCGACUAUUUCAAGCUCAAGAAGAUCAACCUUCUUGAUUGGCCAGCUCGAAGUCCUGAUCUCAAUCCAAUCGAAAAUUUGUGGGGGAUUCUUGUCCGUAUCGUGUAUGCUCAGAACAAGACUUACCCAACAGUUGCAUCGUUGAAGCAAGGAAUUCUCGACGCUUGGAAGUCUAUUCCGGACAACCAGCUGAAAAGUUUGGUCAGAUCAAUGGAGGACAGACUGUUUGAGAUCAUCCGCACACAAGGAAACCCGAUUAACUAUUGA